AUGCGCUUUCGGAACAGCAGCAGCAGCUCCCAACUUCUCCUGGCCUUGGCCUUGCUUGUGCUCUUUUUGUUCUUGUCCCAGAGGAGGCUAGAGCCUCACCAUGGCACUCAACCUCAAACCAAGACCCAUGUGCUGAUCCUCUCCAGCUGGCGCUCUGGGUCCACUUUUGCAGGGCAGCUCUUCAGCCAGAACCCAGAGGUCUUCUACAUGAUGGAGCCAGCCAAGCACGUGUGGAACCGCAUGCCCUGGGGCAACCCCGAACUCCUCCAUGGGUCCCUGCGAGACUUGCUGCGUUCCAUCUUUCUGUGUGACAUGGCAGCCCUUAGCACCUACAUCAAAAGUCCCAGCAAGGUGAAUCACCUCUUCUUGUGGGAAAUGAGCCGGGCCCUGUGCUCCCCUCCAGCCUGCGAGGCCUUCAGCCGCUCUGACAUUGUAGACUUCGAGGAGUGCAAAGCCCAAUGCGGUGACACCCCUUUUCGGAAGAUUUCAGAAGCUUGCGCCACCUACAGCCACGUAGUGGUGAAGACCGUGCGCUUCUUCCAACUGGAAGCCCUCUUUCCGCUCCUGACGGAUCCCUCCCUCCAUCUUCAUGUCAUCCACUUGGUCAGAGACCCGCGGGCUGUCUAUGCCUCGCGGAAGGUCUUCUCUCUUCUCCCGGAUGACCUGCUCCUUGCCAACGCUGUCAACGCCACCUCCGGCAUCCAGGGGGUCAUGCGCCAAAUCUGCCACAGCCAGGCUGAGAUGUACCUCACGGCCUUGCACUACAUGCCUCCAGCCUGGAGAGGGCGAUAUCUCCUCACCCGUUACGAAGACCUGGUGAGAGACCCGCUGGGGCACAUGGCCAAGUGGUACCAUUUCACUAGCUUGUCUUCCUCCCCUAAGCUUGAGGCAUGGGUCUACAAUAUAACUCACUGGCCCACCAGCAGUGACGACGCAGAUCCCUUGGGAAUACAGAAAAAUGCCAACAUGGUCUCCCAGGCUUGGAGGAAGCAUCUCAGCUUCCAGGAGGUGCAAGAAGUCCAAGCCAUCUGCAGACAAGCCAUGGAGGUCUUUGGUUAUAAACCCGUGGGAUCAGGGGAGGAGCAGGGAGAUUUGGGACUGGAUCUUGUUCUUCCUCAAAGAAUAAUGAAGGACCAUGCAAAAGGGCUGUAA
Messenger RNA from Elgaria multicarinata webbii, 1152 nucleotides. Its product is annotated as carbohydrate sulfotransferase 6-like. Bases 1 to 1152 code for a protein of 383 amino acids. Gene Ontology annotation, molecular function: N-acetylglucosamine 6-O-sulfotransferase activity. The transcript has a single exon. The record is from RefSeq and is a predicted model, not a curated record. NCBI's taxonomy places the organism in Eukaryota, Metazoa, Chordata, Lepidosauria, Squamata, Anguidae. Gene Ontology annotation, cellular component: trans-Golgi network. Gene Ontology annotation, biological process: N-acetylglucosamine metabolic process; keratan sulfate proteoglycan biosynthetic process.